AUGGCGGACGACUCCAUAAUGGACGACUCCGUAUUCGACGAGGGUGCCAGCUCCGACUUUGCGCCGCCCGCGAAGCCCGCAAAGGCUACCAAGGCCGCCGCAAAGCCCAAGGCAGCAGCAACGAAGAAAGCAGCAGGUCCUGCGAAACCUAGAGGACGGCCCGCCGGCGCGGCUGCGAAGCCCAAGGCAAAGGCUGCCCCCAAGAAGAAGGCGAAGGCCGUCUCAGACGAUGAGAACUCUGACAUGGACAUGGACGCGGACCCUGUCAACGACGACGAGUCACUUCUAGACGACACACCACCGAAAGCCAAGAAGGCAGCAGCCCCGAAGAAGUCCAGCGGCAAGCCUCUUGCAGACAUCGCGAACGAGAGCUUCGGCGGAGAUGCCGACGAUGUACCAAUCUCGGCCCCCAAGAAGGGCGGCGCCAGCAGCAAGUACCAGAUGUUGACGCAUUUGGAGCACAUCAUGAAGCGCCCCGACACAUACAUCGGAUCCGUAGAGCGCCAGACGGACAAGAUGUGGGUGUACAACUCGGAGAGCGAGUCGAUGGAGUUCCGCGACGUCUCCUACGUCCCCGGUCUCUACAAGAUCUUCGACGAGAUCCUCGUUAACGCGGCCGACAACAAGCAGAACGACAAGAACAUGAGCGAGAUCAGGGUCACGGUUGACCGCGAGUCUGGCGAGAUCUCCAUUAAGAACGACGGCAAGGGAAUCCCAAUUGAGAUUCACAAAGAACACGGCAUAUAUGUACCAGAGAUGAUCUUUGGUCACCUCCUCACCUCCUCCAACUACGACGACAACCAGCAGAAAGUCACCGGUGGUCGCAACGGUUACGGAGCCAAGCUUUGUAACGUCUUCAGUACCGAAUUCACAGUCGAGACGGUCGAUUCGAAACAAAAGAAGAAGUACAAGCAGACCUGGACUGAGAACAUGAGCAAGAUGGGCAAGGCCAAGAUUACCGACAUCAAGGGGGACGACUACACCAAGGUCAGCUGGAAGGCCGACUAUGCUCGCUUCGGAAUGGCUGGUAUCGACGACGAUUUCGAGGCCAUCAUCAAGCGCAGGACUUACGACAUGGCUGGUACGCUACGGGGCAUGAAGGUCUACCUGAACGGCGACCGCAUCAAGAUCUCGUCAUUCGCGAAGUACAUGGAGAUGUAUACCAAGUCGAUUUCGCGCGACCAGGGCAAGAGCGAGGACGACAAGGAGAAGGACGUCAUCAUCACAGACAAGCUUGACCGCUGGGACAUUGGUUUCGCCGUGUCUGAUGGUUCCUUCAACCAGGUCUCUUUCGUCAACUCGAUUGCGACUACGUCUGGUGGUACCCAUGUUAACCACAUCGCCGACCAGAUCAUCGACAAGCUCAUGGCGAUUGUCAACAAGAAGAACAAGGCAGCUGUCAAGCUGAAGCCUGCACAGAUCAAGAACCAUCUCUUCCUGUUCGUCAACUGUUCCAUCGUGAACCCGGCCUUCACAUCGCAGACCAAGGAGCAGCUCACGACCAAGGCCAGCCAGUUCGGUAGCAAGCCGGUCCUCAGUGACAAGUUCCUGAACGCCAUCGCCAAGACGGAGGUCAUCCAGAACAUCAUGCACUUUGCGCAGCAAAAGGCCGACCAGAUGAUGAAGAAGACCGACGGCAACAAGCGCAACCGUAUCAGCAACGCAAAGCUCACGGAUGCCAACAAGGCAGGAACCAAGGACGGACAUCUCUGCACGCUCAUCCUCACUGAGGGUGAAUCAGCCAGUGUACUUGCUUUGGCUGGUCGUGCCGUAGUCAACCAGGAUCUGUUUGGUGUCUUCCCGCUUCGUGGUAAGCUCCUCAACGUCCGAGACGCAACCGUCGACCAGAUCAUGAAGAACGCCGAAAUCCAAAACAUCAAGAAGUUUAUGGGACUUCAACAUAAAAAGGAAUAUACGGUCGCCGACAUGAAGAGCUUGCGUUACGGUCAUCUUAUGAUCAUGACGGAUCAGGAUCACGACGGUAGCCAUAUCAAGGGUCUACUCAUCAACUUCCUCCAGUGUCAGUUCCCGAGCUUGCUCAAGAUCCCCGGCUUCCUCUUGGAGUUCAUCACGCCCAUCGUCAAGGUCUGGAAGGGCGACCCCAAGAACCCGCGCGGUAUGAAGAGCUUCUUCUCCAUGCCUGAGUACGAGGAAUGGAAGGAGCAGCACCAACACGAGAAGGGAUGGGAUCACAAGUACUACAAGGGAUUGGGUACCAGUGACAUUCCCGAUGCCCAGAUCUACUUCAAGGAUCUCGAUACCCACAUGAAGCGCUUCCAGGUCAUGCGUGAGGAAGAAGAGAAACUCAUCGAGCUUGCUUUCUCUAAGAAGAAGGCGGAUGCUCGUAAGGACUGGUUGCGCGACUUUGUCCCCGGUCAGCAUCUUGACCUUACCACUCCCGACAUCUCGUACGACGACUUUGUGAACAAGGAGUUGAUCCUCUUCUCCAUGGCCGAUAACGUGCGAUCAAUUCCCUCGGUUAUUGAUGGUCUGAAGCCCGGUCAGCGCAAGGUCUUGUACACAUGUUUCAGGCGAAACAUCAAGAAGGAUGUCAAGGUCGUUGAGCUUGCUGGUUCAGUUUCUGGAUCCACUGACUACGCUCACGGUGAAGCCUCUAUGCAGGGAACCAUUGUCAACCUCGCCCAGAACUUUGUCGGUACCAACAACAUCAACUACCUGGAGCCCAGUGGUAACUUCGGUUCUCGUCUCAAGGGCGGUGCCGAUGCUGCCAGCGCCAGGUACAUUUACACACGCCUUUCUCCAUUUGCACGACGAAUCUUCCACGGCCACGAUGACGCACUACUGAAAUACGGUGAAUCAGAUGGCCACAAGAUCGAGCCUGAGAUGUUUGUUCCGAUCCUACCCACGAUUCUCAUCAACGGUUCGAGCGGUAUCGGUACUGGUUGGAGCUCCGAAAUCCCCAACUUCAACCCGAUGGAUAUUAUCGACAACAUCAAGCGUCGCAUGCAGCCAGGCGCCACCAAGGAAGACAUGCUUCCAAUGAUUCCAUGGUACAAGGGCUUCAAUGGUACAACCACAGUGCUCGGUCCCGAUCGAUACCAGUUCACUGGAGUUGUUCGACAAACUGGUGACAACGAGGUUGAGAUCACUGAGCUACCAGUUCGUUACUGGACACAAGACUUCAAGGAAAAGCUUGAGGAGAUCAUCAAGGCUGAGAAGGGCCCUUCAUACAUCAAGGACUACAUCGACUACAACACGCCCGAUCGCGUCCACUUCAUCAUCAAGAUGGAAGACAAGUACAUGGCCACAGCUCUUGCCAAGGGUCUGGAAGAGAUGUUUAAGCUCUUCAAGCCUCAGUCUACUAGCAACUUGGUCGCUUUCGACGCACACGGUCGCAUCCACAAGUAUGCAAGCGUUCUCGAUAUCAUCGAGGAGUUCUACCACGUCCGUCUGCGAUACUAUGAGAAGCGAAAGCAGCAUCAACUUCAGGUCAUGGAGAAGGAGCACUUGAAGAUGACGAACCAGGCCAGGUUUAUCCAAAUGAUCAUCGACGGCAAGCUCAUCGUGUCAAAGAAGAAGAAGACUGUGCUUGUUCAAGAGCUCAAGAAGCUUGGCUUCACUCCCUUCCCCAAGGUCGAGGAUGCUAAGGCUGCUGGUGAGGUCGAGGACGUACAGGAGGAUGACUCAGAAGAUGUUGAGACGGAAGUGUCCGCCAACGAUUACGACUAUCUGCUAGGUAUGGCUAUCUGGUCUUUGACCCAAGAGCGUGUCGAGAAGCUUCUGAAGCAGAUCGGCGAGAAGCAACAUGAGAUCGACACUCUCAUCAAGCUAUCACCAAAGGACAUUUGGACUGUCGACCUUGAAGCCUUCAUGGAUGAAUGGAAUGUCCAGCUGGACGAAGAGGUCAAGCGCAAGAAGAAGAUCGCUGCCAUCACUCGCCGACCUUCCGCAAAACUUGGUAUCGGUGGCGGCAAGGGCAAGGGAAAGAAGAAGAGAAAGGCAGAUGGAAGCGACUCGGACGACUCCGGAUCCGACUUUGGCCCGGUUAAGAAGAAGGCAAAGCCGAAGAAGGAGGGGCUGCUUAGCUAUCUGCAGCAGGAACCAGUCAAGAAGCCUAGUGCAGCAGAAGCUCUCAAGAGCAGCACCGCGUUCGGCUCAACCGCGCCGCAGAAGCAGGGUACCUUGCUCACCCAUCUUGUCAAGAAGAAGGAGGAGACGCCUCAGACCGAAGGCGGAGAAGAUGGUAGAUCAGCUUCCGCAGACUCUGCACCAGCGCCAGCUGCAACCAAACGGGGUCGCCCAGCUGCUGCAAAACCUAUCAAGAAGGACCCGCUUUCGGACGAUGAAGACUCGGACGUAUUCGCUGCAGUCGCCCAAGAGGCGGCAAAGGAGCCCUCCAAGACCACUGCUGCACGUACUGCUCGCAGCGCAAAGAAACAGGCCCCCAAGUACACCAUGGGCAGCGACUCCGACGACGAUGAUGACGAUGACCUCCUCGGCGAUGUUAGCAGCAUGGUCAAGACCAUCGGAUCCGGUACGAACGGCGUUCCCAUGUUCAAAGCCACUACAACUGCGCGCCCAGCAGCACCCGUAAAGAAGAACAGCCCCAUCGAGCCCAUCGAGAUCGACGGCGACACCACAAACUACGAAGGUCUGAUGCCCCAGUCUUCGCCCCAACGCCCUCCCCCUCGCAACAUCCACGACACGAUCAUGAGCUCUGACGAGGACGACUUCGAUCUCGGCGUCAAGAAGCCCGUCGCCAGCCGCCUUACCAAACCCGCCGCGAAGCCCAAAGCCGCAGCCGCCAAGCCUGCACCCAAACCCAAGGCCGUUGCGAAGAAGCCCGCUGCCCAGAGCCCCGCAGCAAAGGCUUACGCGAAGAAGCACGGCAAAGACGCGGAAGCUGCGAAGCCUGCAGCCAAGGCGAAGAAGCAGAUCACCAUCGACUCUGACGAGGACGAGGAGAUGGAGGAUGCGGACGCUAUUGCCAACGAUAUCCUGUCCGAUGAGGACGAGGAUGAGCCAACUCCCAAACCAGCCAAGCGCGCACCUGCUGCGAGACCUGGUCGCAGGGCUGCUGCUAAGCCGGCGAAGUACGUGGUUAGUGAUGAUGAGGCGGAGUCGGAUGAGGCUUCUGAACCUAGCUUCGAUGACGACGAUGAUAGCGAGUAG
Molecule: messenger RNA, 5133 nt
Organism: Alternaria conjuncta
Lineage: Eukaryota; Fungi; Ascomycota; Dothideomycetes; Pleosporales; Pleosporaceae
Gene: TOP2
Product: DNA topoisomerase 2
Exons: 4
Coding region: 1-5133 (1710 amino acids)
Biological process (GO): resolution of meiotic recombination intermediates; DNA topological change; sister chromatid segregation
Cellular component (GO): nucleus
Molecular function (GO): DNA topoisomerase type II (double strand cut, ATP-hydrolyzing) activity; ATP binding; DNA binding
Source: RefSeq, a predicted model, not a curated record